AUGCCGGGCCGGAAGUUCAUUCUCCAGUUGAUCAAAAAGGCAUCAAAAUGCAACUUUAGUGACCGAUUGGAAGAACAACUUUGUGACCGUCUCAUUGCUGAAAUCAACAACAUCUUAUUACAACGUAAGAUGUUGGAAAAGAAAGAUAUCACCUUUGCUGAGGCUCGAAAAAUCUGUGAGCAAAGUGACGAUUUGUGUGCUGCCACAAAUGCGGAAACCCCUGUGUUAUUCCAUCGGCGUUCAACAAAACUCUUACGUGACGCACCCAAUGUUCAUAAUUCACCCCAGGUUCCUCAAGUACCCAGUUCAAGCCGAACGCUACCGAAGGCUGCGACAAAUCGCUGCUUUUCACGUGGUGAUUACUAUCUUCGUUCGACUGGUCGAUUCCGUAAAGCCACUUGCCAUGCAUGUGGUAAGAUGGGCCAUAUCCGCAACGUAUGCUGA
Echinostoma caproni is the source of this 444-nucleotide messenger RNA. The record is from the annotation of a GenBank genome assembly. Lineage: Eukaryota; Metazoa; Platyhelminthes; Trematoda; Plagiorchiida; Echinostomatidae.